AUGCUGUCCCGCAAGGCCACGGCCGUCCUGCUGGUAGUGCAUGCAGCCGCCAUGCUGGCCUCCCAGACAGAAGCCUUUGUUCCCAUCUUUACCUACGGCGAAGUCCAGAGGAUGCAGGAAAAGGAGAGGUACAAGGGGCAAAAGAAAUCCUUGAGUGUACAGCAGAGGUCAGAGGAGGUGGACCCCGUGGAGCCUUGGGAAGAAAAACAGGAAGUUAUUAAGCUGACUGCUCCUGUAGAAAUUGGAAUGAGGAUGAACUCCAGGCAGCUGGAAAAGUACCAGGCCACCCUGGAAGGGCUGCUCCGCGAGGUGCUGCCAUCCUCCCGGAACGGUACGGGGGACCCAGAGCCUGCACUGUGCACGCUCACACAGUUUUCGAUGCACGUACUGAUCAACCCAAGCACAGCUGCGAGAUCCCGGGAAGUACUGCCAAGACAGCCGCUAAUAAGUGGGGGGAGAGGGCUGCAGCAGGGCGCGUCGGAGGGUGCGGAGGAAGAGACACAGGAAUCUCUCUCUAAAGCGUGGGAUUGCAGGAACCAGAUCCAGGACCCCUCCUCGCCCUUCCCAGCCCCCUUAGGUCCCUCCUUCGGUCAGUAA
This is a messenger RNA of Rangifer tarandus platyrhynchus (Svalbard reindeer), 597 nucleotides long. The record is from the annotation of a GenBank genome assembly. NCBI's taxonomy places the organism in Eukaryota, Metazoa, Chordata, Mammalia, Artiodactyla, Cervidae.